This is a messenger RNA of Bradysia coprophila, 2174 nucleotides long. RefSeq names its product ovochymase-like. Gene Ontology annotation, molecular function: serine-type endopeptidase activity. Gene Ontology annotation, biological process: proteolysis. The record is from RefSeq and is a predicted model, not a curated record. Lineage: Eukaryota; Metazoa; Arthropoda; Insecta; Diptera; Sciaridae.
CCAGAGCAAAAUCGCAAUGGUAUAUUCAAUCGAGAGGGUAUGGAUUGUCGAUGGGCUGCCGAAGCGCCCGCAGGACACAUUCUUGUAUUGGAGUGUGAUGAGGUUUAUAUGCCAUUGAGCAACAAUUGUAACGACGCCAGAAUUGAAGUAUCAGCAAGUGGUGAAUCGAAUUUAAGCGAUGCCAAUCGAUAUUGUGGUAUAAAAUCAUUUCGCACUCAAUCCGUGGGUAAUCGAAUGGUGAUUGCAUUCAAACCAUUCAGUGCGUUGAAUGCGCUGAUUGGAGCAUUUUUCAGAUGUCGCUUAACGUCUUCACCUGAUAUCGUGUUUCCGUGCGAGUGUGGAAAACGGAAGAAAAAUCGAAUCGUGGGCGGAAUGGAGGCAAUGGUUAAUGAAUUUCCUAUGACUGCCGGGCUUGUGACAAAGAAUGUUCGCGUUAUUUUUUGUGGUGCAACAAUCAUCGAUAAAAGUUAUGCCAUAACUGCAGCACAUUGCUUAAUGAAAAGGGACAUACAGGAUCUGGCAUUAUUGGUCGGUGAUCACGACUAUCGAACAGGCAAUGACACGAAAUUCGCUGCUUUGUACAGAUUAUCCAGAGCUGUUAUUCAUAGUGACUAUAAGUCACAAGACGACAAAAAUGACAUUGCUUUAAUACAAACGGUGCGACCAAUGACUUUUAACGAGGCAGUAGGACAAGUGUGUCUCCCAUAUAGAUUUUCAGAAUCGUCCGAAAAAUUUAUCAACAAAGUCGUGGAAGCCACGGGUUGGGGUUCUAAGGAAUUCAGUGGACCGCUAUCAACGACUCUACAAAAAGUUAAAUUGAAUGUCAUAUCGAAUAGGCAAUGCUCUCAUGCGUUCUCGGAAAGUAUCGACUAUUUCCAGAUGUGUACCUACACCGUUGACAAAGACACUUGUCAGUCUGAUUCCGGUGGUCCACUUCUUUACACAGGACCGUCCAACAAUUUGUUGUACUUAGUUGGAACGCUAGAAAUGCCGAAUCAAUUGUUAGUACUUCUCCUCAAUGCUCUUUUUGUGACAUCAAUCCGAGCUCAAUUCUCUGGCUGUGAUUACUUUCAAAAUGUUGUUGCCGGUCAAACAUAUGACAUAUUUUCGCCUGGAUAUGGAACCUACUAUCCAGCGGGAACUAAUUGUCGUUGGCGAGCUCAGGGACCAGUUAACUCAAAAAUAACGCUUAAUUGCAUAGAUGUGACUUUACCGCAAAACAGUUGCAACGAUAGACUGGAAGUCUCGUGGUCAGGAAUGGACAAUCCCAAUACGAACUGGUAUUGCACUUCACAAACCUUCAGUUCUACAACAGCUGGCAAUUCAAUCAGUAUAGCUCUUAGAUCACAAGCAAGUGGAUACAUAUCCGGGAAAUUUCGCUGCCAGUUAAGCGUACAGUCACAAACCACGACUCCAAACCAAUGCGAUUGUGGCAGACGUAAAGUUAGUCGCAUUGUACAAGGUGAAGUAACUGGAGUGAAUGAAUUCACAAUGAUGGCUGGCAUAAUGGACACAAGGGAUCGGACUGUUUAUUGUGGCGGAACAAUAAUUUCGAAUAAUCACGUUUUAACGUCGGCACAUUGUCUUACGAAUAGAGUAGCGACAUCUUUAUCCGUACUGAUUGGUGACGACGACUACGCAACAACAUCAGACACUCCCUAUGCAGUUUUCUAUCCAGUUAGUAGCGUCACUAUUCACCCGAGCUUUGACCGAAGCACCAAUUUAAACGACAUUGGCAUUAUAAACACAGCAACAAGUAUUGCCUACAAUGUAGCUGUGGGUCCGGCGUGUUUACCAUUUGCAUACGAAACCGUCCCAUUUACUGGCUCCGUAGUGGAAGCUGUUGGAUGGGGCACGAUCUUUUACGGUGGUGAAAUAUCCACGAAGCUUAGAAAAGUUUCAUUGAAUGUAAUUAGCAAUGCGGUUUGUAGUACGUAUUACAGUAAUAUUGCUUCAACACAGAUGUGUGUAAAAACGCCAUCCAAGGACACAUGCCAGAGAGACUCUGGUGGUCCAAUCUUUGGAACUGCUAAUGGCCGAGUGUUUUUGUUGGGCAUUAUCAGUUAUGGUCAAGGUUGUGCGACCGAUUAUCCGUCCGUAAAUACUAGAGUUACGUCGUAUUUAAGUUGGAUACAAGCAAAUACAUUCGGUGCUACUUACUGCCGAUAGAGAAA